GUACAGAAUCAGCUGCUCCAAUACUGAAGAUUUGCAGCCAGAUGCAGUCCUCGCUGUGCUGUGAGACCUUGUGGCUUGUAAGAACAGCUGGGAUAGUCAUGCGCGGAGCUUUGAGACCAAUCAAGCCGCUCCCACGCCGGCUCAUACCAGUCUCUGUCAGGCAUACAACUUCAGACUCCCAAGCCGGCGCGCAACUUCAGCUCGAUAACCAGCAGCCACCGUCAGAUGUCCAGAAACCGCCUUUCGGUUUUCUCAAGGGGUGCAGAUUGAGAACGCCCCAUGGUAUCUGGGAUAGCCGCAAUAUACACUCGCUAUUGCGCGCUCUCGGCGAUCAUCUUGAUUUAGCUCAUUCACCAAACAUGAAGUUGUUGCCCGGCUUUCAACAAGCCUCGUUCAAUCUCCUUCUCAAUGAAUCCCUUCUAUGCGAAGAUGGAGCAGAUGCACGAUAUGUGCCUGGUGAAGGCUGGAAAUUCCGAGUGUGGGUGGGUGGGCGCAUGCAUUUCAGCAUGCCAUGGACGCAUUGGAGCAUGGAGGACAACAGCGACGUAUGUACCGUGGAGAAAGUGUCCGAUAUCAAGAUCACCGGUGAUCUUGCUAAUGAAGAUACCAAAGUCAUGAUUACGCUGACAAAAGAUUACUUUCCGGGGCAAAAAUUUCAAAACAAAGGAUCCUUCAAGUGGUCGCCAAAGAAGCACACGUUGCCCUACGUGACGGAGAAGAAGCACCUCUGUUUCAUGAGGAAGGUUCCUGCUUCUCUGAGAUCUGUCGACGUCCGGCGUAAAAUUGCGCCGCCCGUCGAACCAUUCCACGCUCAAACCAUGGUACCUUCGCCAGCAUUGCUAUUCAGGUUUAGCGCUAUCUCCAAGAACGACCAUAGGAUUCACCUUGACACCGAGUUUACCCAGCGAGUAUAUGGUAUACCAAAGUUACUUGUCCACGGUCCCCUGACUGCCGUUCUUAUGCUCGAAGUUUUGAGGAAAGGCCUUGAAAUCUACGCAGGUGCAGGACCUUCCACUUAUGCAGUCGAGCAUUUUCAGUACAAAAACCUUAUGCCUCUUUUUGUCGACGAGAAGAUUACUAUCGCCUGUAAGAAAUCGGACACUUCCAACUCAGACGACGAGCAGUCCACAUCGAAGCCAGCCGGGCCAGAGGAACGAUGGCAAGUCUGGAUCCAGAAGGGAGAAGGCGAAAACACCACCCUAGCCGUGAGAGGAAAGGCUAUAGUUACAGUUCACAGCAAGGAGGGGAGAUAUGGGGUUUAGCAUGCAGAUAACGAAGAGGCAACCGCUGCCAAAGGUGUCAGCUCUAUGAACAAGCUAGCGACUGCCGCUGAAUGAAGCCAUCUUUCGCCAUUGCCAGGCAUCAUGCCAAGGCCUAUCGAUUCCUUUUCUCCCAACACCCACUCCAGCGAACCUCGGUCCUCGAUAUCCAAGAUUCUCGGGAUGAUGCUAUCAGACCAUCGGGUCAAUGUAGGAGCUCUUCUUCGACACAAUGGAGCAGCAGCGGCUGGACCUUCUUCACGGUGUGUACCGCAACUGCAAAACCAGCACGCCUUCUCUUAGAUGGACAGCUGCCGGGAGGUCAGCAUCGGAACCAUCUCCUGUUCUCCUGUUGCAUCAUGUCGACUGUAAUCCCAGCUGCUUUCAGCAGGUUCAUACGUCGUCUCAACAUUUUUCCUUCUUCUUUUGGGUCUCUUGCGUGGGCCAGAUUGACCAGGAGGUUUCCACACUGGAUCGAGGCAUCAGCUGUUGCGGCCAAGCCGGCUGAGGCAUAGUGUUGCAGCUGAGCAAGCUUGUCUUUGAACGAUGCUUUGCCGAGGCCAAUUAAGCUCUUCGAUGUGAGCUGUUGCUCGCCUAGCCAAGCUUGCAACAAACUGUCCAUUCUUAGAGCGUUGAAUUGCGCUCUGUCGAAAUACCUGCUGUUGGCUUCAUUCACGGCGCCGAUUGUCUCAUCAUAUGUGCCAAAGGGAUUGACAUUCGAGACCUUUUCCACCCUCUCCGCCAAGUAUUUCUCUAGCGGGAUCACCGUGUCGAAGUGGCCAUAUUGUCCG
Exophiala xenobiotica is the source of this 2050-nucleotide messenger RNA. RefSeq lists its product as uncharacterized. Gene Ontology annotation, cellular component: mitochondrion. The coding region runs from base 42 to 1262 and encodes 406 amino acids. The transcript has a single exon. The record is from RefSeq and is a predicted model, not a curated record. Gene Ontology annotation, molecular function: (3R)-hydroxyacyl-[acyl-carrier-protein] dehydratase activity. Lineage: Eukaryota; Fungi; Ascomycota; Eurotiomycetes; Chaetothyriales; Herpotrichiellaceae.